UUCAUCCAUAAACAGCAAUUCUGAAAUCCUGUGCGUUUGAUUGAAUGGAAUGGCAUAUGCUUCUUAUUGGACGUCUACAUUCUAGUUCAUUUCGAGCUCCCGCACAACCAAUUUUCUGAAUUUCGAUCUACAUCAUGUCUUAUUCCAAUUCCACCGAAAUCAACAUAGUUGACGGCGGCGACGAAGAUAGAGGAAAUGAUUUCGGAUUCGGCCAAUGGAUUUUCGACCGGAAUUCGAUCAGCUCGAGGAUGAGCCAAUCUUCGCCUAGAGAUUCGUCGGGAUCGCCCUCACACCUAUCUCAUCAUUCCGCAUCGCCAUCUUCUUCGGCGAACGGCUAUUUUGAUUUUAAGAAAACGAAGUUAUCCAAGAGAAAGGCGUGGUACAUGAAUAGGACGACGAUUGGAUUGGGGCUGUUGGUGGGUCUCUUCUUCCUAAUGAAUUUUUGGAUGCUUAGACGGAUCCAAGAACCGGGCUGGGUGCGUGGGAACAUCAAGCUUAAGCCUUUGAAAUCGAACGCUACCACUGUGUUUAUCCGGGAAGAACUGCAAAAACUUGGCAGAGGAAAAAAACCUCAGAAAACCAUAUACGCAAGGCUUUUGGCUAAGGCUGCUCAUGCACUAGCUGAGGGAGAGACCAAGGAGCCUAAGGACUUGUGGAUGGAACCUUACACUCGCGCUUCUUCAUGGACCCCUUGUUCUCAUACACGCAAUUGGGAACCUAGUGAGGGUACAAGUGGUUUUAUAAUGGUCACAGCUAAUGGUGGAAUAAAUCAGCAGCGAGUAGCUGUAUGCAAUGUUGUUGCUAUUGCUAGAAUGCUUAAUGCAACACUUGUUCUUCCCAGAUUUAUGUUUAGCAGUGUUUGGAGAGAUGCUAGCCAGUUCGGCGAUAUUUACCAGGAGGAUUAUUUCAUCGACUACUUGAAGCCUGAUAUUCGGGUUGUCAAGGAACUUCCAUUGGAGUUACAGUCAUUAGAUCUGGAGGCAAUGGGUAGCAUGGUUACAGACUCAGAUAUUAUGAAAGAGGCUAAGCCAAGUUUUUACAUGAAGUACAUUUUGCCCAUUUUGCAUCUCAACAGAGUAGUUCAUUUUGUCGGAUUUGGGAACAGAUUGGCAUCUGAUCCAGUCCCUCAUAAGUUACAGAGUCUUCGAUGCAGAUGCAACUUUCAUGCACUAAGAUUUGUCCCUAAAAUACAAGAAGCCGGUGCUUUGCUUAUUCAGAGGAUGCGUCAAAAUGAUACAGGUUUGGGGCAUUUGGACCAUUAUCUUGUAGGUCCAUUUGCACAGACAACGGUGAAGGGGCAAAAAACUGCUGCUGCUAAAAAAUCAAGAUACCUAGCCUUACAUCUGAGGUUUGAAAUUGACAUGGUAGCUCAUUCUUUAUGUGAAUUUGGUGGAGGUGAAGAGGAAAAACGUGAAUUGGAGGCUUACCGAGGAAUACAUUUCCCUGCAUUGGUGGAACUGGAAAAAAAAAGAAAGUUUCCCUCCCCAACAGAAUUAAAAUCUGAAGGAUUAUGUCCAUUGAUGCCAGAGGAGACAGUGCUUAUGCUUGCUGGUCUUGGUUUCAACAGGCGAACCCAUAUAUACCUAGCUGGUGCACAUAUUUAUGGGGGGAAGUCAAGAUUGGCAGCAUUGACUACCUUGUUUCCUAAUUUAGUGACCAAAGAAAACUUGCUUUCUUCAACUGAAAUUGAUCCAUUUAAGGAUUUCUCUUCUCAGUUGGCGGCACUUGACUUUAUAGCAUGCACUGCUGCUGAUGUAUUUGCCAUGACAGACUCAGGAAGUCAAUUUUCUUCUUUAGUAGCUGGCUACCGCAUCUAUUAUGGCGGAGGCAAAAUGCCAACAAUACGGCCAAACAAACGGCGGCUUGCUGACAUCUUUGUAAAAAACAACACCAUAGAAUGGAAGGUUUUUGAGACAAGAGUGAGGAAGGCAGUAAGACAAAACAAAAGAGUAUUUUCACGACCUGUUGGAAGGAGCGUAUAUAGAUAUCCACGAUGCAAGGAUUGUAUGUGCUAUAAUGAUUAAGCUUGCUGUGAAUACCAGCAUCAUCCAUCCAUUGUACUUUUGUAUGUUAACCAUCUUGACUUUUAAGUUCACUCUCCGAUCAAAAAUCAUUGUUCCCGUAGUUCCUUGGUUGCAUAGUGUACUUUUCACCACACUUAAAAGUUCCCUUUUUUGUUUCUUAGACCUGACUUGCUAGACAUCAGCGAUGAGAACUCCUAUAGCUGUAAAUGUACAUGCUCGAGAUGAUUUUUGACUAAUUGAAUACACUUUGCCUC
This is a messenger RNA of Salvia hispanica, 2278 nucleotides long. Its product is annotated as O-fucosyltransferase 15-like. The record is from RefSeq and is a predicted model, not a curated record. NCBI's taxonomy places the organism in Eukaryota, Viridiplantae, Streptophyta, Magnoliopsida, Lamiales, Lamiaceae.